Messenger RNA from Daucus carota subsp. sativus, 1332 nucleotides. Its product is annotated as gibberellin 2-beta-dioxygenase 1. Gene Ontology annotation, biological process: response to light stimulus; gibberellin catabolic process. Lineage: Eukaryota; Viridiplantae; Streptophyta; Magnoliopsida; Apiales; Apiaceae. Bases 171 to 1130 code for a protein of 319 amino acids. The transcript is spliced from 3 exons. The record is from RefSeq and is a predicted model, not a curated record.
GCCAUGUGUUCAUCUGCCUCUCUCGCUCUCUCUCUCCCCUCCCCACUGUACUUAGGUACUACCCCAACUCAUCUCUCUCCCUCUCUCUCUCUUCUAUAUACUUCAUUCAUAUUAUUAUUAUCAACAUCAUUCUCUCCUCUCGUUUGAAUUAAUAUAAUAUUCAUCCAGCCAUGGUGCUCGAGCAACCACAGUUGACUACUCCCACAUUGCUUCAUGGCGUUCCUGUCAUUGACCUCUCAAACCCUGACUCUAUUCCAUGCCUUGUCAAGGCCUGUGAAGACUAUGGUUUCUUCAAAGUAGUCAACCAUGGCAUCCCUGCUCAUUUCAUCUCCACUCUUGAGUCACAAGCCAUCGAUUUCUUUUCUUUACCUCUACAUGAAAAAGAAAAGGCAGGACCUCCUCACCCUUUUGGCUAUGGAAACAAGACCAUUGGACGUAACGGCGACUUCGGCUGGCUUGAAUAUCUCCUCUUAACAACCGACCAUGCCUUUGAUUACCACAAUCUUGCUUCUGUCUCUGCUCAGACCCCGGAAACUUUUAGGCGGGCCGUGAAUGAUUAUGUAUGUGCUGUGAAGAAUAUGGCAUGUCAGAUUCUGGAGCUUUUGGCGGAAGGUUUGAGGAUUCAAGAGAAGAAUGUGUUUAGUAAACUUCUGAUGGAUGAACAGAGUGACUCUGUUUUUAGGCUGAAUCACUAUCCUCCCUCUCCGGAUAAAAAUUUGAUUGGGUUCGGAGAACACACCGACCCACAAAUCAUAUCUGUUCUGAGGUCUAAUAAUACCUCAGGCCUCGAAAUCUGUUUGAAAGAUGACAGCUCUUGGUUUUCAGUUCCUCCUGACCAAGACUCCUUCUUCAUCAACGUUGGAGACUCUUUACAGGUGAUGACUAAUGGGAGGUUUAAGAGUGUGAAGCAUAGGGUUUUGGCAAAUAGUGAGAAAUCAAGGGUGUCAAUGAUUUAUUUCGGAGGACCACCACUAAGUGAAAAGAUAGCUCCAUUGCCUUCUUUGCUCAUGGAAGGAGAGAACAGCAGUUUGUACAAGGAGUUUACUUGGUUCGAGUACAAAAAAUCUGCCUACAAGUCAAGGCUUGCUGACAAUAGGCUCUGCUUGUUUGAGAAAAUCGCAGCCUCAUAACAUGGCUACUCAGUGAUUCACAAGUGAAAGUGAAAUGGCAGUCAUUUUAUAUUUACCUGUGGUAAGUUUGUUAUGACUUGGAGAGAUAGGGUUGGAAGUAAAAUUUGUGUCAUCAUGGUUAUCUUUUUUGCUUCGGAAAUGUUAUGUUGUUAAUGGCCAUCCAUUUAGCUAAUUGUGCAUGGCCAGUGUUUUUUCUUUCUUC